UUGCAAAACGCCAGCAACCGCUACCAACCGCAAAAGCUGCGUUUGCGGGUGGUAGCGGGAAAACCAGUCAUACCCUAAGUCCACAGUAGCUGAAUUUAAAGAUGCUGCUAUAUAGGGCCUAAUAAGUAAUAACCACCCCGAUUGGUUAUUGCUGUAGUUCAAGAUUUUUUUUUAAGAACCUGAACGGUAGAUUUUUUUCUUGUGUUGUAGGUAUAGUAAUUUGAUUAUGAUUUUUUUAAAGAAAAUUAUAAUUUUAAAUAAUAGUUUUAUACUAUAGAUUAAAUAAGUUGUAAUUAUUCAAAAUAAAAAAUUGAUAAAUACUGAUCAAAUGUUAUUGAAUAAAUAAUUAUUUUAUAGUUACAAGUAAUUAUAUUUAAAAUAAAUACAACUCAUAGAAUAGGACAUGCAUCAAUAUAUUAGAUGUCCCAGAUCGGACAAAUCAAAUGUUUUUGGGCGAUAUAUAAUUGUAUGGGUAAACCUUUAUUCAUGAGCUAGCUUUUAGGUGUGAGUUAAACUCAUCACUAAUAUAGUAUCAGAAUCCAUGGUGAAAGCACGACAUAUGAUUUCCCACAAACAGUUUCCUACCUAUGUAGCCUAUACAAGUGGCCCAUAUUGUUGUGGUAUGUCUUAGAUGUUGGGCUUGGGCUGUUUCCACUGGACCAUUCCCACCCACAUCUCGAGAGGGGUUAUUAGAUGUCCCACAUCGGACAAUCAAAUGUUCUUGGGCAAUAUAUAAGUGUAUGGGUCAACCUCUACUCAUAAGCUAGAUUUUGGGUGGGAGUUAGGCUCCUCACUAAUACAAUAGCUGUGAAAUUUAUAUUCAUAUGCCGUAUAUUAUAUAAAGCUUAGUUCUUCAAAGUUGCUAAUUAACAUGAUCGCGACACAUGUCAAUUAUAUAUUUAGGAUUGUGACAUGUGUUAAUCUAUCUCAUAAUUAACAAAAUAUAUAAUAAGAUAUUAACAAAAACGAAUUUUAUUAAAAAGUAAUUAUAAAUAUUAUUUAAUAGCAAUUUUUCUUUUUUUAAAUCAUAAUCGAAAGAUAAUUGCAAAAGAUUAUUUGAUAAUAAUUUUCUUUCUAAUAUUGUGACAUGUGUUUAAAUAUAUAAUGAUUAAAAAUAUAUAUAAUAAGAUAAUAUUUUGAAAAAAUUACAUUUGUAUUUCACAUCUAUAUUUAGGUUUAAGCUUCCACAUAUUAUUUCUACAAAACACAAUAGUAUUUACAUGAAAAGUAUUAGCUGAGAUUUUCUUUUAAUUUCUUGAUGCAACUUAACUUUUUAUUAUCCUUAUUACAUCUUUUAAUUUCUUGAUACAACAUAAUUUUUAAUUGUUAUCGUACAUGAGUAUGUGUGAAUAUGAUGGAUAUGUGUUUGUAUGUAUAAGACAAAAUAAAUAAAUAAUCAAACCAAAAUUUUUUUCUAUUAAAAAUAAAAUAGUUGUAUAAAAAUCUAAAAAAAAUAAUUAUAAAAUAAUUAAUUUCUUUUUUAAAGUCUAAAUAAAAUAAAAAAUAGAAAAAAUCUUACUUUAUUUAUAAACUAACUUUAGUUUUAAUAAUUUUGUGUUCAAAAAUAAAAAUCAAAAUUAACUUCAAAUAUUUCACCUCAUAUGAUUGUGACAUGUGUCAAUUAGGAAAAUAGAUUGUGAAUGUGUAAAUAAAAUACUUCUUUUUUUUUCCUAAAAUCCUUUUAAAAAAAGAUUUCUAAAAACAAAUUUCUUUUCUAAUCUUAACCAAUCAAGAUUUUUUUUCUUUCAAAAAAAAAUCCUGACCAGAGAAAAUGUAAAAUUUUAUUUAAUAGUAUUUUUUACUUAAAAAUUUAAUGAUAAACAUGAUAGUAACAAUUCUUAAGAAAACUUUUAAAAAUAUUAGUGAUAUUGAAAACAACGAAUUUUGAAAAUACAACUUUUAAAAAUAGUUAAUAUUAACUGGAAAUAAUUAUUUGAUAGAAAUUUUAUUUUUCUAAAUCCUAGACAAAAUAUAAUUGUAAAAGAUUAUGUAAUAUAACUUCCUUUUUUAAAUCCUUUAAAACUGUUAGAGAAUAUUUGAUAGUUGUUUUCUUUUUUUUUUAAUAAAAAAAUCUUAAACAAAAGCCAUUUGUAUCAUAUUUUUAAAUCCUAACCAAAAGAGAAUUGUAAAAUUUUAUUUGAUAAUAUUUUUAAGAGAGUAUUUGAUGAUGAACAUGAUACUUAAAAGUAGUAAUUAACAAAAGAAGUGUAAAAUUAGUAUUAAUACGAAUAAUAGUUUUAAAAUUAUUUAUUAAUAACUAAAAUUACUAUUUCAUAGGAAUUUAUUUUUUUCUGAAAUUCUAAAGAGAAGAUAAUUAUAAUAGGUUAUAUGACACUAAUUUUUCUUUUCUAAAAUCUUAACCAAAAUGGUAAAAGAGUAUUUAAUAAUAUUUUUUAUUGUAAAUAAAAAGAAUAUUUAUAAGAUAUAAUGUUUUUAUUUUAAAUCCUAGCAAAAUAAAAUUUUAAAGACUUAUUUAAUAAAAUAUUAAAUUUUAGUACAUAAGAACAUGUAUAAUGUUGUCAUUGACUCGAUUGGUGUAUUUGAUUUUCAUUCUUUUUAUUACUUUUUCAUUCAAUUUUUUAUUUCGGGUUGUGCUUAGUUUAAACGUUUAGGUAUAGUAUUUUCUCUAAUCCUAAGUACAAAGUUUAUAACAAUUAAUCUAUGUAAAAUGAUUAUAAAAUAUAAAUAUUAACUUGAACUUAUGUGUGAAAAUCGUUUUUAUUAUAAAAUAAAUCUCAAACAACAUAUGUAAAAACAAUCAUAAAACUAUAAUAAAAUGAUUUAUUAUUUUAUAGUUUUUAUUAAAUUAAAAUAUCAAACAAAACCCGUCAUAUCUUGUUUUAUAUAAUCUUUACAGAGUAGUUGUAAUAUUCUAGUCAUAUAAAUAUAUCAUAUACUAGAGAGAAACGUAAAAACUCAUAAAGAAAAUAAUGCCAAAUACGUAGUAUAUUAGACAAUUUUGUUAUCCAAACUAUUUGUUGAAAAGAAUUGGUUAUGGCUCUGAAUUUUGGGAAGUAAAUCACAGUUUAAUUGGUUUCGCUUUAAUUUUGUAGAGAAAAUGAAACUUUGCACAUCAGUCACAACUUUCAGCAAUCAUCAAUAUAGUCAUGAAUACCUAUUUGACCAAGAAGAAUAUAUACAUCAACUCAAUAUGUCUAAUAUAGAAGAGCCAUAUAUUUAUAUUUCGAGAGAGCUAAGAGUGUAUCUGUAACCAACGCUGAGUGAUGUCAUAUUUGCAUAUCUACUAAUGGCAAUAUGGCAUCAUUGAUCAACUUCCUGGAAUUUCCGAUGUUGUAUACAUUAUUUCAAAGUUAGGUGAAAAGGACCAUUUUUAUAAAAUUAUGUGAGUUUGGCAGUGUCUUAAUCAUAGAUUGUAGCUAGUGCCUGUGUGAAGUGUCAACAGCCCACAUACCACGUUCAUAAAUCAUAACCACCUUAUUUUUAUAAUAUAAAACCAAGGUUAGGUUUCUUUAGACAACUUUAUUCGAGAAAAAUUGUGUAUAGAUCAUGUGCUUGAAAUUCAAAGUAUACAUUCAAGAUAACUUGAAUGAAUUAUUAUCCCAUACUUAUAUUAAAGACUUUAAAGUAGGCAUUCUCUUUAUUAAAACAAACAUUUUAACAAGACUAUAUGUUGAUUGUCUAACUACGUUUUUUUAAAAGAUUGUCUAACUACGUUGAUAUGCAAUAUAAUACACUUAAUUAUUUAACCACAUCAGUUCGCCCUAGAAAAACCUCCCAGGCCCGAGUCCCGAUGUACGCCGCUUGGAUGGAUCUCCUCUGCUCCUCCACCUCCGCCUAGCUCUCCACCACGUGAAGCAGCCCCCCCACCCCCCUUUCCUCGUGAUGAUGAUGGUGACUGCUCCUCUCUGUCCGCUGUUCAGGCCUCCUCCUGACCCACCACCGUACAAGUUCCUCCCGUUGGCUUCCCUCUCUCUCGUCACUCCACCGGAACCACCAGAUCCUCCGGAUGUACCCGCCGUCGUUGCUCUUCUUCGCUACCUCAACACCUCUUCCAGUCUCUUUCCUCUGGCAAUGACUCAAAACCCAGAUCUGGAUUUCCCAAGUUUGACGCCUGAGUCUCGAGGCUGUGACGUUCCCUUCUUGUUAUUGGGGGUUUCAUCAGUCGUCUUUGGCUGUAUCUUCUCCAUACCAUCUACUCAAGCUUUUACCCAGAUCUCAACUCUAAAGCCACCAUCUAGGAUGGCUACAAAGAAUGGUGGUGGUGGUGGUUCCCCUGUGUCCGCUAGUGACACUUCAUUACCCUACGGGUUUCUUUCUCCUGUGAUAUACAGUAUGCAGUUCUUGUACGGGUUCCAUGACGGAUGUUGGUGUUGGGCUUGUGUAUCUCUCUUCUCUGUGGCAGGUGGAAGAGAAGUUCAUUGUCCUCUUCAAGCCGUGGAAUAUGGAUGUGGCGGGUUAUGGUUUUCCGCUUGUUCCUCAGUUAAAUCAGUAUUCUUUCCUAAUAUUUCCUCCUAUAUGGAGUGAAUUGGAUGAACAUGUUUCGUUGGUAUUGCAAGGAUCUUCCUCCCAUCGAAUGCUCUCUGCGUAUGGUGCAGUGUGUGUGGCCCUACGGGUUACGCUAGAUGCGAUCUUUGAAGAAGCUUAUGACUUUGUUGUGAUACGAUUUCAUAUGAUUCUCUUUUAUGAUUUGUAUCGCCAUUUUAUCCCUUAUGUUAUUGUUGUUAUUUGUUUGGCUGUUAAUAGCCUCCUUGUAUCCUCCUCCUCUGUUGGAGCGUAAACAUAUUUAAGAUUAAUGCAAGUAUGGUUUGAUCAAAAAAAAAAAUACACUUAAUUAUUUAAAUACUAAAUAUAAAUCAUUCUAACUAUUAAAUGCCAAUUUUUGAAAUAUAAUAAUAGUAAGAAAUUAGCUAAAUGCUUGUAAGUUUGUAAUUGUAACAGUGAGUAUCGGAUCCUGAUUUUCCCAUUUCAAGAUCCAAGAAUAUUCACGAUAACCCCUAAGUUUUUUUAUUUUGCUUAAAACGAUAACCCCUAAGUUACGCAACAUUUUAGAAGGAUCUGCUUUAAUGUGCAUGAAACCCAUAUUUGACGUAAUACAUCAUCAAUAGAGUGAUAGACAGAAAAAAAAUCUACAAAUCUACAACUAUACUAAAAUAAUUCCAAUCCACAUGAUCUUUCUUUUUGAACUUUAUUAUUUGUUUUUCUGCCAAAGCUAGCUCUUUUAUUUGUUGUGGUGUAUUGUACAAAAAAAAAAAAGAUCCCGACCUAUUAUAAAGAAAAAAAAAUGGAGACACAUAUAUAUGGACAAUAAGACAGUGACACCGUAGCACAACGUCUACAAAUCAUUAACGAGUCAUAAUCCAUUCGAUCGAUUUAUUUUAAAAUUCUAUCGCCGUCCUGCUUUACCGACUACAAAAAAAAUCAUCGAAAAGUUUGAAGCAAAAGUUGAUAUGAUAG
This is a messenger RNA of Brassica rapa (field mustard), 5415 nucleotides long. RefSeq lists its product as uncharacterized. Lineage: Eukaryota; Viridiplantae; Streptophyta; Magnoliopsida; Brassicales; Brassicaceae. The record is from RefSeq and is a predicted model, not a curated record.